Molecule: messenger RNA, 906 nt
Organism: Hirsutella rhossiliensis
Lineage: Eukaryota; Fungi; Ascomycota; Sordariomycetes; Hypocreales; Ophiocordycipitaceae
Product: cysteine-rich secretory protein family domain-containing protein
Exons: 1
Coding region: 1-906 (301 amino acids)
Source: RefSeq, a predicted model, not a curated record
AUGCGUUCCACUACUCUCCUUACUCUAGCGCUGCCGCUCAUUGCGGCCUUCUCUCUGCACGAGGCGACGCCCAAACGGAACAAUGAGAAGCGUUGGAAGCCCUCACAGGGCGAACUGGACGGGACCAUCUGGAAUGAGCGCCCGGAAGCCGAGUCCGGAGCCAAAUGGAACGUCAAGUAUUGGAAUCCUCGCAAGGGCGUGAUGGACGGGACUGCGUGGGAUGGCCCGCCCGACGAGGUGGAUGGCUCCAAAUGGAGCAAAGCGUCCGGCAAUGAUCGCUCGAAGCGUCCUAUUCCUCAAAGCCCGAACCCUCCGGUUGUGUCUCCGUUGAAGGGCUCGGCUGGAGCGCGGCCGGUUGAGUCGCAGCCGGUCGAGCCGCAGCCCCCGACCGUCGAGGAUAGAUUCGGGGACUCGAAUGUAGACACCGGCCAUGACGGUGGCAACGUGUCGCCACCUUCCGGCUCGACUCGGCUUCCCGAACCAACGCCUGAACAAGAAGAUAGUGCCUCUGAGGACAAUUCGGUCGGCACCGGUGGCGAGUAUAUGGCCAUCGUCAACAAGUGGCGCAAGAAGAUGAGCCUAGAGGAACUCAAGCACGACCAGAAGCUCGAGAGCAACGCCCGCCGGACAAGCAGCCAGAGCGGCGGUCAGCUGACGCACUAUCUCUUCCCCGGGUCUAUAGGGCAGGUCAUGGCACCUGGCAAAGAGAACGACUUUGAGCGCGUCUUCGUCGGCGGCUGGUUGUGCGAGCUGCCAAACCUGUCAGGUCUCGGCAGCAUCUGCAAAUCGAUGAGCAAGGGGUGGAUGUACAACACCGUGAGCCAUGCCGAGCUCCUCACCUCGACCAAGCACUCUAAGAUUGGGUGCGGCUUCGAGCACGGCAUCUGGACCUGCGACUUGGCCUGA